UUUUUUUGAGCAACAAAGCGGCACAAUCGAAAGGGAGAAGGAAAAAAAAAAAACACUGUCGAGGAUACAAUCGAAGGGAGGCGGUUAGGUUAUGGAAGAGGAGAAAGCGGCGGCGUACUACGACGAGCUCACGCGCAAAGGCGAAGGAGCAGCUCGUUUCAAGCAAGGCCUCGGCUUUUCCUCCGGGAACGACGCGGUUCCGGAGAGAAGCUCAGCGAUCGCAUCCUCCUCUUCUUUUCUCAACCAGUUCGUCAAAGCUUCUUCCAACCCUAAACUCACCGAGAACGAUUCUGAUAUCCGAUCUAUCAGAGAUAAGUUGAAGAAGAAGAAUAAACCUGAAGAUCAGCAUCACUCUAGGGUUUCCGAGAAGAGCUACAGAGAAUCGAGCGAUCGGCGUCGUUAUCGGAGUAGAGAGAGGGAUGAGAGACGUAGGGGGUAUGGGGACAGAGAGAGACGGAGGCGGAGGAGCAGGAGCCGGAGUAGGAGUUCGUCGCCGAGGAGGGAACGAAGGAGGAGCGAAGAUGAUAGAAGAGCAAGGAGGAGAGAAGAUGCCAAGGAGAAGAUUGAUUACUCGCGCUUAAUCAAAGGCUACGAUGAUAUGUCAGCUUCUGAAAAAGUGAAGGCCAAGAUGAAGCUCCAGCUUGAUGAAACUGCUGAGAAAGAUACCACUAAGGGUGCAGGAUGGGAACGAUUUGAUUUUGACAAAGAUGCUCCACUUGAUGAUGAGGAAGUAGAAGGUACGGAUGAUGACGCUGCCUUAGUGAAACGCAUGGGACAGAGCUUUAGGUUUAACGCCGUCGAGUCGAGAAGGGAAGAGCAACUUAAAGAUGCCCACGAUGAAGCCAUGUUUGGAGCACCCACAGGUCAAACUCUUAUUGGUAACAACGAGGAUGAUGUUACAGAGACAACUAAUGUGGAGGACAUUGAAGGAGAAAACAACAGUGGCGCCGUAAGUCUUGUUAGCGAAAAGGUACUUGCAAAACAGCAAGGAUCUUGGCGUGACCGAGCUCGCAAGUCAUGAAUCCCAGUGAAAGUCAAGAAACACUUUAGUAGUUUAUAGAUGAGUUGGUCCUCUGUAUUGUUGAAUUUCUCUUAUUUAAUAGAAAUUUUGUUGAUGUGAUUAAAGAGGAUUUUAUUUGAAACUUCGAAACUACUUCCUGUCUU
Molecule: messenger RNA, 1164 nt
Organism: Brassica oleracea var. oleracea
Lineage: Eukaryota; Viridiplantae; Streptophyta; Magnoliopsida; Brassicales; Brassicaceae
Product: luc7-like protein 3
Exons: 6
Coding region: 92-1021 (309 amino acids)
Biological process (GO): alternative mRNA splicing, via spliceosome
Cellular component (GO): cytoplasm; nucleus
Source: RefSeq, a predicted model, not a curated record